Messenger RNA from Thyridium curvatum, 1014 nucleotides. RefSeq lists its product as uncharacterized. Lineage: Eukaryota; Fungi; Ascomycota; Sordariomycetes; Thyridiales; Thyridiaceae. The transcript is spliced from 2 exons. The record is from RefSeq and is a predicted model, not a curated record. Bases 1 to 1014 code for a protein of 337 amino acids.
AUGAGCCAGGACUACUUUGACAACUGGUUCUGGACCUCCAAGAAGACAGACAAUGUCUGCCCGGGCAUGGGCACGGCCAAGUGCACGCCGCCCAACGCCUGCGCCCGCGACCCGAACACGGGCAAGGAGUACUGCUGCGACAAGCAGAGCAAAGGGGGCUCGGUGUGCUGGUCGCUGGCCGAGAAGUGCUCCAGCUCCGGAGGCACGAUCAACUGUGGCACGGGGAACCAGCUCUACUGCUGUCUAGACAAGAGGGAACGUUGCAGCGAGACGCCAAACCAGACUGGCAUCUGCUGGAACACGGCCGACGACACCCUCAACAACAUCACCUACUCGGACCUGGACAGCGCCUUCUCGUCCGUCAGCUCCUCCAAGACGGCGGCCACCAGCUGGGCCUUUGACCCCGUCACGCUGCCGGGCUUCACGGCGCCCCCGGGGGCCUCGACGACGACGACCUCCGGCACCGGCGCCUCGACGUCCGGCCCCACGCAGACCUCGCAGACCUCCAGCCCGUCGCAAACCGGCGCCCCAGGCAGCGGGUCCUCAGCCUCCCUGUCCGGCGGCGCCAUCGCGGGCAUCGCCAUCGGCUCCGUGGCGGGCGUCGUCAUCCUCGGCCUGCUCGCCUGGUUCAUGCGCCGGCGGCGCUCCUCCGGGGGGGCCAACGGCCGCCGCGGGGGGCCGGACAACCACAUCGCCGCCUACUCCGAGAUGGACGGCAAGUCCCCGCACGGCGGGGGCCACUCCCCCGCCACGACCGCGGCCUCGGCCUACCAGCCCGUGCCCGGCUACUCGCCGGGCGCUGUGCCGGCGGCGGCGGCGGCGGUGGGGCCGGGAGGAGGAGGCGAGUACUACAGCAAGAACGGCGGCUCGCCGCAGCCCGUGGAGAUGCCGGCGCCCGACUCGAGGCUCGGGGCGCAGGAGCUGCCCGGGGACACGUCGACGUACGCGGGCAGCGUGGCGGGCGCUCACUCGGUGUCGAGCACGCCCCAGGCUGCGUAUGCGCGGCCGCGGUAG